Molecule: messenger RNA, 1495 nt
Organism: Ruditapes philippinarum (Manila clam)
Lineage: Eukaryota; Metazoa; Mollusca; Bivalvia; Venerida; Veneridae
Product: Parkinson disease protein 7 homolog
Exons: 5
Coding region: 24-692 (222 amino acids)
Biological process (GO): protein deglycation, glyoxal removal; guanine deglycation, glyoxal removal
Cellular component (GO): cytosol; nucleus
Molecular function (GO): protein deglycase activity
Source: RefSeq, a predicted model, not a curated record
AAAUUAAUUCUACUUCCGGUUUCAUGCGGUUUGUUUAUCGAACAAUUACAGCAGUCAAACGGCACGGUUUUAAGCAGUUUCACGAGCAGUGUAGAAUCAUGCCGAAAGCUUUGGUUAUCUUAUCUGAAGGAGCGGAGGAAAUGGAGACUGUCAUCGCCGUUGAUGUUCUCAGAAGGGGAGGGAUAGAUGUAACGCUUGCUGGUUUAAUGAAUAGUGAUCCUGUAUUGUGCAGCCGUAAUGUGAAAAUAGUACCUGAUGCGGCCCUCUCUGAUGCUGUUAAACAAGGACCCUAUGAUGUCGUUGUUUGUCCUGGUGGAGCAAAUGGAGCGAAAAAUUUAGCUGCGUCAAAAGAAGUUGGAGAGAUUCUACAGGAUCAGGAGAAAGGUGGCAGAGUGAUAGCAGCAGUAUGUGCAGCUCCAAUUGCUCUGGCCAGUCACAAAGUGGGCAGUGGAAAGAAUGUAACAUCUCAUCCUAGUGUGAAAGAUAAGUUAGGUAAGUACAUUACCUCUAAGACAACGGUAACUCUUUGUUUUGUUGUUGUUUUUCAGUUUACAAGUACUAGAGAUCGGAGUACAGGGGGGAAGUUGAAAAGUCGGGGCCCUGGACCUGCUUCAUCGCUUGAAAUUGUCGAAGCCAUACAGGGUAAAGAGAAAGCAGAUUCAUUGGUGGCACCGAUGCUUGUAAAAAUGUGAUUACCUUGGCAACUGCACAGACUAUAUUCUUGUUGCCAUAAAGUUGAAUUUACCCAUUCAGUGUGAGUGAACUCUCGAAAAAAAGUGGCGAAGAUUAUGAUGUAAAUUUUGAGUGAUUAAGUUUGUUACUCAGCAUUUCCUCAUAGUGAUCAAUAAAAAUCCUAUAGGUCAAAGGUUAUGGAUCAUAGAUUGCAUAUACCUGCAUGGAAUUUUUACCUUAUGUUGUAAUUGGGUGUCCUAGACUCGACCCUGUCCUUCAGUUGCCUCCAUACUUGAAUUCUCUGCACAUAUCCUUGCCAUUUUAUUGUUAAGAAAAAAUUGUAAAUUUUUAUUGUUGAAGUUAGUUUUCUGAUCUUUUCUUUUGCAAAAAUUUUGUUAACUGUAAAAAAGACUACUCUAUCGUAAAAUGUCAAGGUAUUUAUGCUGAAAUCAUUAUAAUAAUAAAUGAACGCUAAUGUCAUUAGUUGUUUUUGAGUUCAGAUGUUGUGUAGAUUUAUAUUCAAACUAAGGCAUAAUGUUUUUAUCAAAGCUUGACAAAAAUUUCAUAAUUUCCAGAUUUUCCUUUACUUUAUGAAUCUCACGUUUCGGAAUUUUCCAUUUUUCGAAGAAUGUGGUGGCUUGUUGCUGUAAGCAAUGAAUGAGUGUAGAUAUACAUGUAUUACUCAGUUUAAUACAUCUACAUACAUAUAGAAAUAUGUGUGUAUUGUACUGUUAAAUCAUAAGCUCAUUUGGUGCAUAAUGUUGUUAUUUGAUAAAUAUUUAAUACUGUUUGUUUUUCUGAAAUAAAUAACAAUAAAAAAGCA